Messenger RNA from Linderina pennispora, 435 nucleotides. RefSeq names its product mitochondrial import inner membrane translocase, subunit Tim17/22. NCBI's taxonomy places the organism in Eukaryota, Fungi, Kickxellomycota, Kickxellomycetes, Kickxellales, Kickxellaceae. Gene Ontology annotation, biological process: protein import into mitochondrial matrix. Gene Ontology annotation, cellular component: TIM23 mitochondrial import inner membrane translocase complex; mitochondrial inner membrane. The transcript has a single exon. The annotation marks the transcript as partial. The record is from RefSeq and is a predicted model, not a curated record. Gene Ontology annotation, molecular function: transmembrane protein transporter activity.
GGCAUCGAAUACCUGAAUCUUGAGGAGGGCCCGAUUCACACGGACGGCGUGAUGCCGAGCCGUGGAUGGAGCGACGAUCUGUGCUACGGUACAGGUACCAUGUACCUCUUGGGUCUGGGAACUGGUGGUGCAUGGGGCUUCCUGGAGGGCCUGCGGAGCCAGCACGGUGCCAACCUCAAGCUUCGUGUGAACAGCGUGCUCAACUCGAUGACCCGCCGCGGACCAUUUGUUGGAAACUCGUUCGGUGUUAUGGCCAUGUUCUACAACAUCCUGAACUCGACCAUCAGCAAUUACCGCGACACACAGGACAUGUACAACAGCAUUGGCGCGGCUGCUAUCAGCGGUAUGCUGUUCAAGAUCGGCGGCGGCCCUCGGGCAAGCAUUAUCUCGGGUAUCAUCUGCGCUGGCACAGUCGGCGUGUACAAGAUCAGCGUU